AUGUUCCGCCAGUCGUGCGAUCCGCUUGGCAGCACCAACGACCCGCUAAUGCGAGCAGCAGUGGCGACGUUACGGGCCGACCAGAUCGCUCUCGGAGUGGCUAUGACUAACCCAAGAACCACCUUGAAAGCGCGCCAGCAUUCGGACUUUCUUCAGCAACAAAUGAAAUUGGCAGAGUUGAGCCCAAUCGGAAGUGGAACAAAGUUGCCACCAAUGCCGCAGCUAUCGUACGCGGCUUCGACGACGUCAAUGGAUCCUCAAUUCCUUCAAAACCUUCUGGUACAACAGCUCAUGCAUAUUGCAUCUACUCCACAGUUAACACAAUAA
Messenger RNA from Strongylus vulgaris, 327 nucleotides. The record is from the annotation of a GenBank genome assembly. Lineage: Eukaryota; Metazoa; Nematoda; Chromadorea; Rhabditida; Strongylidae.